AUGCAGCUUAGUUUAGUAGUUGCAGUGGUUGUGAUUCUGUUGGUUGCCAUCGCCAGUUUGCCAGCAGAAGGUAAACGCGUGACCUUAGUACCGCUUUCGGCUAGCGAAGUGUAUCGUUUGUUACGUGAAGCCGGUCAGGAGGACGCGGUGCCGGAGGGUCGUGUGGUGACACAAGGUAUAGCCGCUGUUUCCGGUUUCGCAGUCGGUUUGGCCAAAGGUAUUGGCGGCUCAUUGCUUGUGGAUUUGGCAACUAAUCUUUGGUCGUCAACGAGUCAAAAUCAACAGCAAGAAAUUUGCUUCAACAGCCGUAGCUUGAAUGAGAUAAAUGAUGUGGAUUAUGGUGAUGAGAAUGUGAACGGGGAUGCCGAUUAUGCAGAACAAGGUAGACAAACUCUUGAUGAUACUGUAACGACUACAACCUCUGGAACAGGUGAUAGUAGUAAUAACGGUGAUAAUACGGCCACAGUUACUUCCGCUACAACAGAGGAGGGCACAGGUGGAGCGGUGAACUGUGUGGUGCUGUAA
Molecule: messenger RNA, 525 nt
Organism: Anastrepha obliqua
Lineage: Eukaryota; Metazoa; Arthropoda; Insecta; Diptera; Tephritidae
Exons: 2
Coding region: 1-525 (174 amino acids)
Source: RefSeq, a predicted model, not a curated record